Molecule: messenger RNA, 2162 nt
Organism: Spodoptera exigua (beet armyworm)
Lineage: Eukaryota; Metazoa; Arthropoda; Insecta; Lepidoptera; Noctuidae
Source: the annotation of a GenBank genome assembly
CCCUUGUCUCCUCCCCGACCCCUCUGAAACCCGUCUCGACAAAUGUCAAACAAAUUUGACAUUUCCCGGAUGUAAACAUAUUGAUCGCUUGUAUUUUUAUCACAUUUUAUUGAUUUACUUCGGGUUUUGCUGAACAAAAUGGACCAAGAAACUGCGAAAAAACUUUUAGUCGAAGGAGGAACAUUUGUUUUCCUCGGAGUACCUCAAGAAACACAAUUUGGCAUAGAUAUGCAGUGCUGGAAUACUGAAGAGGAUUUUCGCGGAAUUAAAAUGAUUCCACCUGGAUUACAUUAUAUUCAUUUUUCUGGAGUGAGCAAGGGAACUGGAGACGUGUCGCCAAGAUCAGGUUUCAUGCAUUACUUCCAUAAAAAGGAGUUUCUAGUCAAAAUGUGGGACAAAGAGACAGAAGAUAUGAGCAAAGAAGAGAUUACAGAAGAAAGCAUUCAACGUUUGAAAGACAAUCUGUUUAAUUUGGACCGUCAUCUUGCACCAUAUCCCUAUGAGAUAUGGCAGAAAUGGAAACUACUUACUUCUCAAAUACCUGCUGAGUUAGCAGCAAAGCUGUCUCCAGAAAAUGGUAUGAUCAGAGCUUCUGUAGAACUCCUCUCUAUGACUGAUGAGGAGAGGCCAAGAGGAGUAAAAUCUGCAGCAUCGAUGGAAAGUCAAGAAAGUACGGAAGAGCCUACAAAAGAGUCUGGAGAAGAUAAAGAAGAAGCAGCUGGACAAUCUACUGCUAAAAGAGCAAAGAGGGGCACACAAGAAGAAAGGGAGGAUGCAAUGCUGCCAGAUCUAAAACCUGCUCCAGGUAUGUCAAUGAGAUUCACAGAAAUUCCACGAGACAAGUACCCACCGGGAUCCACACCAGAAGAGAUUACAAAACACUACUUGGAUCAAUCUUAUUCCUUGGAACUCAUGAUUGCACAACAUGAUGAGCCUCUGCAUAUCAUUGGCGAACUACAAUUCGCCUACCUGUGCUUCCUCAUCGGACAUUCUCUCGAAGCUUUUGAACAUUGGAAAAAUCUGGUGAUCCUCAUGUGCUCCUGUGAUGAUGCCAUACACAAAUACCGCAGCGUAUUCUUCCAUUUCAUUAGAACAAUUGAAAUACAAAUUGAAGAAAUGCCUGAAGAUUUCCUUGCCGACAUUGUUAUGAACAAGAAUUUAGUCUACAAGAAACUGCGUGAAUUUUUCCGUACUGCUUAUGUGAGCAAAGUCGAUGGGCGCCUCCUAACAAUGAUUGAACGGUUCAAAGACAAUCUGACUGAUAAACUGCAAUGGGAUUUCACUGGCUUAGAUGCUGACGAAGAAGACGAAAGACCCGUUAUAGUCCAGCUGAAUGAGGCAGAGUAAUUCCAUAACAAAUUUAAAUGAGUACAUAUUAAAUAAUUUUGUUGUCGAUUUAUUCAAACACAUAUUUUAUUUGUGUGGUGAAUCGUUUUUUUAUAUUAUUACUAAUAUAUUAGUAUUGUGUAGUUAUGAAAUCGUUUAGAUAUUAUGUAAGUUAGGUUGCAAGGUUUAACAUACAUCUACCAUCUGUGGUAGAGCUAAUAGUGGCUUCUGCAGAGAGUAUUCGUGAACUUUACAUAUUAGAUAAUUUUAUUAUACAUUUAAAAACUGCCUUACUGAGGUAGUGUGACAAUGGAAUGGUUCAAAAUGAGUGUCAGCUCAAUUUAUAAGAACAAAUUAAAUAUUUUUGUAUUAGUAUUAGUAAACAAAGAAAAUGUUCUUUGUGAAAGACUUAUAAGGUGUCAACAAUGCUUCAGUAAGGUUAUAAAUAUCUUCAAGUUUGAUUGACGCCAAAUCAAGUUCAUUAUUCAAUAAGUACAAAUUAAUGCAGGGCAUUUUUAUUAAAAUUUCAUCAAAGUAUAGUGGAACAAAUAAUAAAAUAAGUCAAUCAAACUUUUUAAUACUUAUUAUAAUUCUUACAUUUUUCCAUUAAAUAAUUGCACCUUUCAUUCAAAGUAGAUAAGUCUGUAGUUGUGUACUAUGUACAUUUUAUUAAAUUUUGAAUAUUUAAAUAUUUUUAUCAAUAAGUAGUGUCCUGUGAACCCCGCCGCAUGUAUCAGUAUGUCUUUAUUGUAUACCUAUUGGUAGAAUAAAUGAUAUUGGUUUUAUGUUAUUUCAAGUUAUUAGAAAAAUGAAGUCAAUAAAUAAAUAGUACCUGC